GGGAGAGCGGCGCUGCAAGUGCGCGCCUCCGCGGGCGAGGAUGACGUUGGCUUGAAAAAUUGAGGGAAAAAUAUAAAUGUGGAAUUAAUUUUAUUUUCCACAUAUUUCUUUCGGGUCAUUCGCGUUUUGUUGUUGUUGUGAGUGAGAGAAAAUCUCUUUCGGCAGCUGAUGUUGAUUUAGAGGGCGUUUUUUUUUUUUUGAGAGAGAGAGAGAGAGAGAGAGAGAGGGAAAGAGAGAGCGAGGGGGCGGGUGUCUCUCGCGCUCGCCUCGCGCAGCCUCACAGACGUUCAUGAUAUCAACACACGGACGGUUUACUUCCACAUUCAUCGCUUAUUUUCGGGGUUUUCUGGAUAAACAACACCGUAAUCGAUGCGAGACCUUCUAACGGACAUCCGCCGCUGAUAUUACGUUCGCGUUUUUUCGGUUUUUCUCGUUUUUCCCCCUCGGUGGAGCGUUCGUGCGUUCGUUGGAUUCGUUAUGAAUUCCAGCCCGCUUCCAAACGGCAGACUCCUGCCGGACAGCCAGAGCUGGAACUCCUCCGGUUCCGACGAGGAUCUGGACGUCGAACCGGGACCCGGGCCGCACGGAGGGGUGGCGGAAUUCGGCGGGGUGCUCAGUAAGUGGACUAACUACAUUCACGGAUGGCAGGACCGCUGGGUCGUGCUGAAGAACAACACCUUGAGUUACUACAAAUCCCAGGACGAGCGCGAGUACGGCUGUCGCGGAUCGCUGUGCCUCAGCAAGGCUGUCAUCACACCUCAUGAGUUUGACGAGUGCCGGUUGGACAUCAGUGUCAACGAUAGCGUGUGGUAUCUACGCGCUCAGGACCCAGAGCAUCGCAACCAAUGGAUCGAAUCCAUCGAGCAACACAGGGUUGAGUCUGGUUAUGGUUCUGAGUCCAGUUUGAGGAGACAUGGCUCCAUGCUGUCGCUCACAUCAGCCACCAGUGGAUAUUCAGCCACCUCGACCUCCUCCUUUAAGAAAGGUCACAGUCUGAGGGAGAAGCUGGCAGAGAUGGAGACGUUUCGGGACAUCCUGUGCAGGCAGGUGGACACGCUGCAGAAAUACUUUGACGGCUGCGCUGACGCCGUGACCAAAGACGAGCUCCAGAGAGACAAGAUCGUGGAGGAUGAUGAAGAUGGUUUUCCUACCACUCGCUCCGAUGGAGAAUUCCUGCAUAACAACAAUGGCAGCAAGGAAAAAUUAUUCCAGUGUUUGAGUCAUAAAGGCAUUAAUGGGAUAGAUUUUAAAGGAGAGGCCAUCACGUUCAAGGCGACCACGGCAGGGAUCUUGGCUACGCUUUCUCACUGCAUCGACCUGAUGGUGAAGAGAGAGGACAGCUGGCAGAAGAGACUGGAUAAGGAGAUGGAGAAGAGGAGGAGGGUGGAGGAGGCGUAUAAAUCAGCCCUGUCCGAGCUGAAGAAGAAGUCUCAUUUUGGAGGGCCCGAUUACGAGGAGGGUCCAAAUAGCCUGAUUAAUGAAGACGAGUUCUUUGAUGCAGUUGAGGCCGCUCUGGACCGACAGGACAAAAUAGAAGAACAGUCUCAGUGUGAGAAGAGCAGGAUACAGAGGAGCAGUUCAGUGCCUUCAGGAGACGUCUACUCCACUGUGGGCUCUCACCGAUUCGCUGAGAAGCCCCCCUCUCGUCCUUCCUCUCCCUCAUCUUCUGCUGUAGCCUUCGCUCCUUCUCUCCAUGAGCACAGAUUCAGUGCUGAGGUGGAGGAGAUGGUUCAGAAUCACAUGACCUACUCCCUCCAGGACGUCGGUGGAGACGCUAACUGGCAGCUGGUGGUGGAAGAGGGUGAGAUGAAGGUGUACAGACGGGAGGUGGAGGAGAACGGGAUUGUGCUGGACCCUCUCAAGGCCACACACUCUGUCAAAGGGGUCACGGGUCAUGAGGUCUGCCACUACUUCUGGGACACGGAUGUCCGUAACGAUUGGGAGACCACUGUUGAAAACUUUAACAUCGUGGAAACAUUGUCCGAUAACGCCAUCAUCAUCUACCAGACUCAUAAGAGAGUGUGGCCAGCAUCCCAGAGAGACGUCUUGUACCUGUCUGCCAUUCGUAAGAUUAUGGCCAAUAAUGAGAACGAUCCAGACACAUGGCUCGUCUGCAACUUCUCCGUCGAGCACGAGAAUGCCCAGCCAAACAACAGAUGCGUUCGUGCUAAAAUCAACAUUGCGAUGAUCUGCCAGACGCUGGUCAGUCCACCAGAGGGAGACAAAGAGAUCAGCAGAGACAACAUCCUGUGUAAAAUCACAUACGUGGCCAACGUGAAUCCUGGCGGCUGGGCUCCUGCGUCUGUCCUGAGGGCCGUCGCGAAGAGGGAAUAUCCCAAAUUCCUCAAGCGCUUCACUUCCUACGUCCAGGAGAAAACUGCCGGAAAGCCCAUUCUUUUCUGAGCACCAGUUCCCCAGUUCUGCCGUCAGUGUGCCUGAGCGCCUCCAGUUCCCGCACACUCCUCUAGCUACAGCGCCCUCUAGCGACACCAAGACUCAUCGCGUCCCUUCUUCUCCAGACUGUUCUGAAUCCCGCUGCGGCGGCCCAUCGGUAGACGCUUGAUGCCGUUCUGUAGCGCCACACUAGUUCACACAGGCAGAGGACUAGUGAUGCCAAACGUCAGUGUCUGUCCCGUGUUUUCUGGCAGAGAUCUAUAUUGAUAUAAAUAUAUAUGUAUGUAUGUAAGUAAGCGAGAUGGGAAGUUUAUAUAUAACGGAGAGUUUUGAAGCUGAACACACGAGACCGGCUCUGUUUUAGUCCUGUUUUUUUUUUUUUUCCUGCUUUGAACAAACUUUUGAGCUUUGCUUUCAUUGUCCUCGUAUGAUGGUAAUUGGGAGAAAUCAAAGGCAUGUUUGUAAAUGAACUCCUGCCUUUCGAUGUUUGCCGUCUCUUUGAUGAUGCGCAGCAUUUGCCGCUGACGAGGAGACGUUUCAGUUCUUUGGCGAUUUAGUUAUAACCGUGUCUCAGCAGCUGAUAUACUGUAGCACAAUUCCAGAUCGUAACCGGCAGAAAUUUUUAACACGUUGCGUGCAGAUUAUUUGUAUAUAAUUUCAUUAUUGCUUCAGAUCGUCAGUCGAUGCUUUUACCCGACUAAUCCGACUCCAUAUGCCUUAGUGUGUGAGUGCGAGAGUGUGUGUGACUGAGAGGUGUGUACCGACUUAAACAUUUCUAGAAAAGUGCCUCAUUAUUGAUCUCGCUGAUCGUACCGCCCACGUCCGUUAUAUAUCCAAACUACAGCCACAAACCAACCUGGCGUCCUUUAGUGUUUAUACAAAGAGCAUUUCAUAUUGAUUUCUUACCUCAAGUUAUUAUUUAAACGUGAUUUUGCAAUCAGACCGAGUCGUCAGAAGAACAUCCUCUUAUUGGAGGAGCCCUGACGCCAAUCAAAUUCACUGUCCAAUGGGGAGUUGCGGUUUUAAAUCUGGGGCGUAUAUGAUAUGUAGAUGUAGAUCAGGUAGAAUUAGUUGCAUUUAUUUAUUUUUUCUUGAUUGAAUUUUUCAUCCAAAGUAAAAAAACUAAAUCUCAAGCAUUCGUAAACAAUCUUACAAGGCACAAACUGGUAAAAUAUGAAGUUCUUGUAUCUUUGUUUUCCAGUAGAAAUAUCUACAAAUUCAUAAAUCAAGAUACAUGUACUUGAGACGCAAAAUUAAGUGUUGUUUUCUUUAAAAAAGAUACAAUUUUCUUGUUUUUAAGCAUUAAUUCACUUAAUUUCUAUACGUUUUUGUUUCUAGAGUACAUAAAAUGACUGAUAAAAAUUAUUUUUUGCUUAAAAUACAAAGAAAAACAUCUGUCAGUGGAGUAAAAAAUAAUUUUGUUUUCCCUUUGAAUUACAUGUUUUUAGCCCACACACACACACACACACAUAUAUAUAUAUAUAUAUUGUUUAAGCAUAAUUUCCCUUAAUUUUGAUCUAUUUUUCAGAAAAGGUUUGCAGUAAUUUUGCUUCUACAGUAUAAAAUAAAUAAAAUGACAUAAGAUAUUAAGUCUUGUUUUCUAAAAGAAAAAGAAAAAAUUAGUUGAGUUUGUACUUAAAACAAGAAUAAAUAAGUCUGUUAAUGGGUUAAAAAUAUAUAUAGGUAAAAUUGUAAAAAUAAUAAAAUUUAUAAAAUAACAUUUUUGGAAAAUAUUUGCAUUAAUUUUGUAUCUGCAGUAAAUAAAAUGACUUGAUAAAAACUAAGCUUAUGCUUAAAACAAGAAAAAAUCUGUCAGUGAAGUAAAAAAAAAAAAAUAUAUAUAUAUAUAUAUAAUUUUUUUUUUUUUUUCCCUGACAUAUUUUUCUUGUAAAAUCACUUCAUUUUGAUAAUUUGCAUCUUCAAUUAAUGUAUCCUGAUUUAAAUAUGUUUUUUAUGUUUAUACUGGAAAACAAAAAAAAUACUGAACAGGAAAAUAAUUUUUUUGCAAAACGACAAGAGCUUUUUCAUCUUUUGCUAAAUGUUCAUUGGUCAAACUGUUUCCAUAAUAGACUGUUAAAGAUGUUGUCGAGGACGACGAGUAGAGCAGGCGCACGCCAACGUAUGUAUUUACGGUAACGUUUCCACCAGAUACGAUUUAUAAAACGUUACAACUUAAACAUUCCAGACUCCCGCUGAACCCGAAUGUACGAAUCCACCGGGGUGAAACCAUAAAUCUGAAUGUGUUACUUUAUCAAACGUACACCUGAUUUCCCCACCGAGGUGACUGUUUGCUGAUUGGAGGGGGUGGAAACAGCCAAUCAGGAGAGGCGUUCUGCUCGUGUGUUUGGCCCGAGACACGCGUCCGUCUAAAACAGUCUAGUGUGUUAGUAGUUGCAUUUGCACUGAAUGUAAUGUCAUUGGGGUUCAGAUGUUUCAUGUACAUAAUAACGUGUCACACUAAAGGUGUCAGGAUGAACAUGUACUGUGAAUAGAGGGCGGCACCACGGCCCUGUGUAGAGAGGAAUAAAAUGAUUGACAUCUUUCUGCA
Messenger RNA from Labeo rohita (rohu), 4942 nucleotides. RefSeq names its product ceramide transfer protein. Gene Ontology annotation, biological process: ER to Golgi ceramide transport. The coding region runs from base 478 to 2403 and encodes 641 amino acids. The record is from RefSeq and is a predicted model, not a curated record. Lineage: Eukaryota; Metazoa; Chordata; Actinopteri; Cypriniformes; Cyprinidae. Gene Ontology annotation, cellular component: Golgi apparatus. The transcript is spliced from 18 exons. Gene Ontology annotation, molecular function: phosphatidylinositol-4-phosphate binding.